Venturia canescens is the source of this 6228-nucleotide messenger RNA. It is a transcript of the gene Btk29A, whose product is annotated as tyrosine-protein kinase Btk29A. Bases 600 to 2111 code for a protein of 503 amino acids. Gene Ontology annotation, cellular component: plasma membrane. The transcript has 12 exons. Lineage: Eukaryota; Metazoa; Arthropoda; Insecta; Hymenoptera; Ichneumonidae. The record is from RefSeq and is a predicted model, not a curated record. Gene Ontology annotation, molecular function: non-membrane spanning protein tyrosine kinase activity; protein binding; ATP binding. Gene Ontology annotation, biological process: protein phosphorylation.
AUACGAACAGAGUAUUCUUAGUAUUCUGGAUGGUGUGUAUAGAGUGUGGCUCGUCGUGGUGAAUAUAUCGUCUUCUCGCUUUGGAGGUGCUUGGAGUCGUCGUCCUCGGCUGCUCGGACGCCAGAGUCGCUCUACCGAUGUUGGCGGAGCGGCAUACGAGAGGGAAAGAGAGUGGGAAAGGGAGAAAAGAGUGAAGAGGACGAGGAGAGGGAAAGGAAGAGAGGGGGCAGGCGGAAUGUCCAAUAUACCAGACGCCAAAGCGAUAUGCCACGAGUAUAACGGUGAAGCUCUCACUCCGGGCGAGUCUCCCGCAAAGUUAUUUUUUCGUAUGGCUCCUUUCGGGAGUCUACAGCGAAAUAAGCUUCUUUGUGAAUAAUAAAAAAAAAAAAAAAAUAAAAAACUGUACCACGCUCGUUCGACGUAGCGUGUCGUUUAUUCAGAAAAAUUUUUCCAAAUCGUGUAUAAAUGCCUCGUCAAAAUAAAUAAAAAGUAUCUACCGACGAUAUAUAGGAGAAGCUUCAUUCAGUGCGGAUGAAUAAUAAAGAUAAAAAAUUCGCGAGUGAACGAUCCAAGAGGAUUAUAAUACAAAAGAGCACAAGAUGAUGGUAAUAAGUGCAUUGAAACAGGUGGCAACGGCGGCUACGAACGCAGUUCAUUCGGCCACCGGAGCUGGUAACAGUCAUGCCAACACUUCCGGUACCCCAUCUUCGAGCAUCAUGCCGGGCGGCAUGCCAGGAACACCGUCCUCCAAGGCAAAGGACAAAAUUAUGUUAAGAACAAAAGUGGUCGUAGCCCUGUACCCUUUCCGAGCGAUCGAAGGUGGCGACUUGUCGCUUGAGAAGGGUGCUGAAUACGAGGUUUUGGACGAUUCUCAAGAGCAUUGGUGGAAGGUCAAAGACGAGCAUGGAUCAAUUGGAUAUAUACCGAGCAAUUACGUAAAAGAGAAGGAGCUCUUGGGUCUUCAAAAAUACGAAUGGUACGUCGGCGAUAUGUCUCGACAAAGAGCCGAGUCGCUGCUGAAACAGGAGGACAAAGAGGGUUGUUUCGUUGUACGAAAUUCAUCCACCAAAGGACUCUACACGCUUUCUCUGUACACUAAAGUCCCGCACCCUCACGUGAAGCAUUACCACAUAAAACAAAAUACAAGGGGAGAGUUUUAUCUCUCGGAAAAACAUUGUUGCGGCUCGAUCCCGGACCUCGUGAAUUAUCAUCGACACAAUAGCGGUGGGCUCGCCAGCAGGCUGAAAACGAGUCCGUGCGAUCGUCCUGUACCACCGACAGCUGGUCUCAGUCACGACAAGUGGGAGAUAGAUCCGGCAGAGCUUCAUCUUUUGGAGGAGCUCGGAUCCGGCCAAUUCGGGGUUGUUCGAAGAGGCAAAUGGCGAGGGUCGAUCGAUGUUGCGGUGAAAAUGAUGAAAGAAGGAACUAUGUCCGAGGACGAUUUUAUCGAAGAAGCUAAAGUGAUGACAAAACUCCAGCAUCAAAACUUGGUACAACUUUACGGAGUUUGCAGCAAAGAUAGACCGAUAUACAUAGUCACAGAGUACAUGAGACACGGAUCCCUACUCAACUACUUGCGUCGGCACGAGGCCUCGUUGGGUGCCAAUGUGGGCCUCCUCUUGGAUAUGUGCAUACAGGUAUGCAAAGGAAUGGCCUACCUCGAAAGGCAUAAUUACAUUCACAGGGAUCUUGCAGCUCGCAACUGUCUAGUGGGAUCUGAAAAUGUGGUCAAAGUAGCAGAUUUCGGACUGGCCAGAUACGUUCUCGAUGACCAAUAUACGAGCAGCGGAGGUACAAAGUUCCCCAUCAAAUGGGCACCACCGGAGGUGUUGAAUUACACGCGAUUUAGCUCCAAAUCUGAUGUCUGGGCAUACGGCGUUCUCAUGUGGGAGGUUUUUACUUGUGGAAAAAUGCCGUAUGGCCGGCUAAAGAAUACCGAGGUCGUCGAGCGCGUACAGCGAGGAAUAAUAUUAGAGCGACCGAAGACUUGUUUCAAGGAAGUUUACGAGGUAAUGAAAAAAUGCUGGGCACACAGCCCCGAGGUACGACCAUCGUUCCGUGUCUUGAAGGAACAGCUAAUUAACGUAUCACAGGGUUUGCUCAAUGAUUGACUCAACCUUCUGCGGUGUUUGCGGCUAUCAUCACCCAACGCUCGAACGAUAUUGGCCCCGAAAUCACCAUCACUCGAUCGUUCACCAUCGAUAAUACCGUCGUUAAGUUCAUCGUAUAACUCCGCAACGCUACCGGCAUCGCAUAAAAUUCGGGGCCCUGCGUCAUUGCCAACUUCAUCGGACUUUUUACAUCUUUCGUCUUCCACCUCCUGCAAAUACAAAAGAGAAGGUUCAUCGUCCCCGAGUACACCCGGUCAUUUAGCUAGUCAACCAUCCUCGAGCUCCACAAGUGUUUGUGGCAUUUGCAGUUCCUACGGUCAUCCGUGGGUCGAUAUCUGCAACGCGAUUCGAGCCACCAAGGGCAAAUGACCUCGUAAGUUCUAAUUUUCUCAUAUAUGAGCCCCCAAAGAUUCAUUUCGAAGUUUUCACCAAAGCUGAAAACGAGUUUACUCACGACAAAGUAUCUUUCAGUAGAAUUUCAAUAAGAAAAUAUACUUAACAGUAUUAUCAUCAUUGCAAACGCGAACUUAAUUUGACUUCAUUUCUUAUUAAAUUUUUUAAAAUACUCGACGUGUCAUAAACAUGAAAGUAUUCCAACGACAGUGGGUCAGUACCUCGACAAACAACGAGAAAUUUCUUUCCAAUUCUUUGAAUAUAUAUUUUUCGUCGAAUGAUAAUUUUCUCGAAAUUUUAAGAGAAUUAUAAAAUCGUCGAUAUUUUGUCACUGCUAAUUCAAUGAAAAGGCUCGCUCAUGAGAAUUAGGACCUACGAGGAAAUAUACGUCGGAAUGAUCAACGAAGAUAAAAAAUGAUAAAACGCUUUGCUGAACCUCGGACAGUCCAAAAGCCAUUAAAACGCAUGAACGAGUUAUAUUUUUUGUCGAAACUGUUCGCUUUACAAUUGUCUUCGGGCUCUACUAAUCGCGGAUGAAAAAAUGAGUUUUUCAUCUCCCUCGAAAUCACUGCGAACAUUAAACUCAAUAUGGUCCAUUGUUUCGUGCGUUCCAACACGGCUUUACGAUUUGAUAACAACGAACAUCGGGAAUCAUAUACGAAUAUAUAAACAAUGUCAAUGGGAUAAAUGUAACGAACCACAUUCGAGUAUCAUUAGAGAUAAUAACGUAUCAUCCGCCUUGAAAAUAUAAGUAGUUCAACAUCGAUUAUCGUUCCUCGUGAAAUAAUUUCAGUGCAUCAAGUGCGCGUAAACAUCGUACGGUUAAGAAGAAUGAUUUAAAGAAACAAAGAUACGCAAUAAAUAGAUAGUAAACCGAUGUAUUUAGAUUUUUGCCUUACGGAGGGGUCACAAACGCCCUGGUGUACAUAUUAAUUAAGCUUAGUUUUAUCAGUCAAUAAAACAGCAGCGUUGAGACUUGGUACAUAGAAAUAUCGAGACACCUGCGAUUUAGAACGAAAAAAAAAAUAUAUAUAUUAUAUGACAGGAAUAAAAAUUCUUGACAGAAUUUUCAAUUGUCGUUGUUUACGAAACAGAUUAUUUUAAUUUUUUUCGUUCGUAGGUUUGCUGCACGAAAAAUAUAAUUAGGGGAAUGUCGUUUCGAACUAUGUGAUUUAGUAAAGUAUAAUAUGAAAAUACAGACGAAGUCUGCAAAAAGUAAACUACACCAGUUUCGAGAGGUGAUAGAUUGCAUCGAGAAUUUUCGCGGAGUUUUGUGUCUCGGAAAUCCGAAAUUGAGGAAAAAGCUACGAAAGUCUCGGUUCAAAGUGGAAAUAGAGCAGUUUGAACAGAUAAUCCUCAAAUGUUUUGAUUUAUUUUGAAUAAGUUCAGUUGAAAUAUACACGUCGCAUCGUCAUACCAUCUUCCAUUGAUUUUGAGUUAACGAAACGAAUGUGUAACGAAAGAGAACGAGCUGAUGAGCACGAAUCGUAGUUUUGCGAAAAAGUAAAAACAAUGAAGUUGUUACUUAGAAAGUGCAGGCCUAGCUGCAUCGACGAACGAUCGAUUAAACGAUUUAGACAACGUAAAUAUCUACAUUUAUAAUCCGCGAUAUAAUGUGGAUCCUGUCAAGACAAUAUACAUAUGCAAGUCCUUAAGGCAUAAGGUUAGUCCUCAUUGGAAGAAAAAAAAAGAUGAAAAAUAAAAAUGAGAAGGAAGUAGGAACAUUGACGAGAGGCAAGAAGCAUCAGCAAGUCUUAAUGGCAACGUUAUUUAUUUGAUUACACUAAAACUGCUCUUCCGUUUUCCCUUGCAUAUCUCUUGGGUUUCACUACCCACUGAAUCUAAUCCUGGCAGUUGUGUAUAAUGAGAAAAAUAUUUUUUCAAGUAUCGACCGAUUUACAGCAAUCACGCUGUUUUCACUGUUCGUUAGUGCGGAACAGAAGAUUUUUACCAGAUUGCAAUGAAAAUAUUGAAGAAACGAAGAAACAAAAAGCUUGUCCUUUCUUACGUGAAUCUCGAUUACUGUUUUUAUAACGAUUAAUACAUUCAUCUUGUAUAGAUUCAAACAUUUACGCUUAUUACUCUUCGAUUGCAUUUUAUGGGUUAUGGAAUACGGUAUUAACUCUCGCUGUGCAGAUUUCGAGAACGUUCUACACAUGUUUCUUGGUCAAAAUUAUUGUUGAAUCAAAAAUUCAAAAUUUUUUAUUCGAACGAGACUUGGCAAUGUUCAAAUGUUUUUAAAAUUUUACACCCAUGGAUUUGCAAUCCUGAUUUCUGAAAUGUACAUGCAAUUUCUUCGAAUAUUAUUUCUCUUGUGAUUUUUUUAUUUGGAACUGUUAUAGAAAACAAGUAGAUGAAAAUCGUGAUUUUUCUACAUGUUUGUCGGAAAAAAUUCGAUAUCGUAUUAAUGACGUUACGAAGGCUUUAGACAGUCUUUCCAGUACUUGUGUAGAGAGAAGUGAAAAAGUGUAAUUUCGGAGUAGGAAUAAGGCGGGGAAAAUUCUUCCGUUUUAUAGAAAAUCAACAAAUUAAUUUUUUCAUACCUCUGGCGAACCAGCAAGUACUGACAUUUCAAAGGAAGAAAAUCUUUGACAUCGAUACAUGUGUAAUCAUUCCUUAAUCUACUAUAAUUUUGAGAUAAAGUGUUUUAUCAGUUGAAUUUAUCAGUAUAUUAGUUAGAUUUAUAUAUAUGUGUGUAUUCGAAGGUUUGUUUCUUGAGCCGGCAACUACGGCCUCUGUCAUGAUCAAAAUUGGACAUUCACAGAGUCCAUUCCAGAGUGUUUAUCAUUGAUUUUCCUCAUAAAUAAACAAAAGGUGGGAACAAGGUUUCAACGUUUGAUCAAAUCGUACCAUUCGCUCUAACUCAAUUUAUCGUCAAAAGUUCUCAUUGGUAGAUCAUAAGCUAGGAUUAAAUCUUUGAAUAUCAAAUUUAUCUCUUGUAACUAAUGAAAAAAAAAGAAGGACAAACAAAAAACGUACAUCUAUUUUGUAACGGGAGCUCGAGUUGAAUGAAAUAUUUCUCUAGAAAUCCAUUACGUUUUUCACAGCGAGAAUGUUCAUUCAAGAUCAAAAAGUACAUUUAUAUCGAACGGAAAAACUGUAUUCGUGUAGUAUCGGAUAGUUGUCUCGUGCCGAAAUGGUACGGCACAAAUUGAUUAUUCUUUUAGGGGUGUGAAUAAAUCGAAAACCUUCGGUAUUAUUUCGUCUUUUCCCAUCGUGGCUGUAGGAUUGCCUUGACACGAUAGAGAUUGGAUCCUGCGAUCUUCAAAGAGAAUAAAAAACAAUGUAUGUAUAGAAAAUUGUAGAAUUGGAUGGAAAAUUAGUAAAAAUGCCAAUUGCUAAGUUCCUUUUUCUUUUACUAGGAAAACGGAAAUCUCUCAGUACAGUGAUCAUUCAGAAAGUGUUUCAAUUAACCCGAAUCUCUUAUUUGUUUUCUGUUCCAUGAGACAGAUAAACGGAUAAAAAUCUUAUCACAAAUCCCAUUCACAAUCUCGUGAAAAACGAACCUUUUUUUUUGCACGAUUUUUUGCACUAUUGUACUUUAUGUGUGUGAAUCUUUAUAAAUUUUGUAUCAAACGAGUUUUAUCCUACGUACGAAACAAACAAACAAACAAAAACAAGUGAAACGACAAAGAAAACAAAAACCUCAACCACUUUCAUUGUAAAUAUGUACGGACUGCCAUUUUCAUUGUAUGUGAUAAAUAAAAUGUAUGUCUUUAACAAA